AUGAAAACCGAAAGAUUCACUCGGGUUCCAGAGCGCGAAUUUACUGAACGUAAGGUGCGUGGUUUCAACCCGACCUCUGCCUCUCGACUUCCUCUGUCUAAGCUUGGGCAUGGCGUAUCCCCGACCUCGUGCUUCCUUCAGGUAGCACGGCAGCUAGGUACCAAAGGGUCGCUACAGCUGAACGAUCAUUAUUAUCAUUAUUGGUCCACGACCCUGUCAAAUAUGCCUCAUCUGCAAGUAUCUAAAACGUGCAAGCCAAUAACGGAGAACCGGUUGCUGAAAACUCUUCGACAGACCACGACCGGUUUCGCCCUUCCACUUCGGGCUCAUCAGGUAGGCGCAGUUUCCGUCAACCUUAUGAUCUACUUGAGCCCCAAUUGGACUGUUUUUGAGAAAUUCACUCAUUUGCAAAUCAAUUUGGUUUUCAAGAGAGACUCAAUCAAAUCUCUCAUUCACGAUAUUCCACAACUGAAUGUGCUGCACGCAGGCUGCCUCACGAUUCAGUUGGCAAGAUAUUCGAGAUAUCGCAAACUGACCUGUUACAAAUCUCGUAGAAAUCUGCAAAUCGAUUUGGUUUUCAUGAGAAACUCAACUGAAUCUCUCGUUUAUGAUAUUCUACAAUUGAAUGUGCUGAACACAGGCCGCCCCAUGAUUCAGUUGGCAAGAUAUUCGAGAUAUCGCAGUAUAUAUUUACACAGGAAACUACUCACA
Molecule: messenger RNA, 711 nt
Organism: Opisthorchis viverrini
Lineage: Eukaryota; Metazoa; Platyhelminthes; Trematoda; Opisthorchiida; Opisthorchiidae
Exons: 4
Source: RefSeq, a predicted model, not a curated record